Molecule: messenger RNA, 834 nt
Organism: Fulvia fulva
Lineage: Eukaryota; Fungi; Ascomycota; Dothideomycetes; Mycosphaerellales; Mycosphaerellaceae
Product: Peroxygenase 1
Exons: 2
Coding region: 1-834 (277 amino acids)
Molecular function (GO): monooxygenase activity; calcium ion binding
Source: RefSeq, a predicted model, not a curated record
AUGCCAUCUCUCGCAUCACAACCACAAGAAGCGACCAACUUACUACGCACUGCAGCACCAGACGCUACCAACAACGAUAUACAACAAAACCAAUCCGCCAAAAACAGGAUCAACCACCCCAAGACCAACGGCAUCAACACCUCCCUCCCAUCACGAAGCCCUACGCCACAACGCCAGCUCUACAUCCCCCACCCAGACGACGCCCUCCUCGAUCCAGGCACAGCUCGCGUCAAUCUCGCCGUCUUCAACGAGACACCAAACGGCACACCCUCCUGGCGCGAGAAGCACGCUCACCAAACCGUCCUCCAGCAACACUGCAGCUAUUGGGACCCCGAUGCAGAUGGAAUCAUCUGGCCCUUAGAUAUCUACCGCGGCUGCGCAGCUUGGGGCUGGCACCCUCUCCUGUGCCUUCUCGUCACCAUCAUCAUAGCGGGCAGUAUGUCGUACCCGACAUUACCUGCUGGCCGCUACCUCCCUGAUCUGUGGUUUCGGAUAUAUCUGAACAACAUACACAAAUGCAAACACGGUAGCGAUAGCAACACUUAUGACCAGGAAGGACGCUUCAGGCCGCAGCAAUUCGAGGAUUUCUUCGCGAAGUAUGAUGCUGGCAGUAAGCGUGGCGUUGAUCUCUACGAUCUUGCCAGAGCGCAUAAAGGGCAGAGGUUGUUGUGCGAUCCGUUUGGGUGGACUGCGAGUAUGCUCGAGUGGUUGGCGCUGUAUCUAUUGAUCUGGCCGAAAGAUGGCAUUUUGAGCAAGGAUGAUUGCAGAGCGAGUUAUGAUGGCAGUAUUUACCAGAGGAAGGCAGAUGAGUUUGCUGCGAAGAGAAUCAGGUAA